Molecule: messenger RNA, 1614 nt
Organism: Arvicanthis niloticus (Nile rat)
Lineage: Eukaryota; Metazoa; Chordata; Mammalia; Rodentia; Muridae
Source: RefSeq, a predicted model, not a curated record
AUGGCCACAAACUCACCCCCAGAGAAGGUGCUGAAGGCAGGUAGAGACACUGACCGGUCCCGAGGUAAAGCUCCCUCUGCUUCGGUUCUCCCAGGCCCCAGUGGCACCUCAGCGGCCGGCCGGGCGCCUCGGGGCCUCAGAGUUGAAACGAUGGCAGCAGCCGAGGCCAUCUCCAUGACUGGUGGACAGCUGGGGCUGUUUUCUGUGCCUAGGAAUCAGCAUUUCGACCCUGAGGGUGGCCGUGGCCCAAACAUUGAACUUGGACGUCUUAGGCCCAAGGUGAGAAGCCAGAGAGAGGUAGGCCAAACCCCGGAAGGCGGGAAAGGCGUCGAAGGCGGGAAAGGCGUCGAAGGCAGGAAAGGCGGCGAUGGGCCCCCGGCUCAAACAAAGAGCAGUAGAAAGAGGAAGCAGCCCAAUGAAAACCCAACUACCGAAUGUGCAGGUGGGCUUCAGCUUCCGGAAGCUCUAGAGUUGCCGGGUACACCCCAGCCACCAUCUUCUCUGAGCUCUCAGCCUGGCAGCAGCCACCAUUUUGAAUUUUCAGUGGGGAGCCUAGAAUCCCUAGGGCCUACCCUCAGGAGCAGCACCGUGCCACGCUAUGUGUCUACUCCAGCCCCUGAGGCCCUGAGCCAAGCCGGUCCGACUGUUUCUGGCCCUCACAGCCGUGCACCCAAGGCCAGCUGUGAUGGGCGUGACCACUCCACCCCUGUUGGCCAGGAACUCGGUCAACAGGCCCUUCUGCCGGUUCCUGAUGAUGGACUUUGUCACAGGGGUCCUGACCCCAAAGGCAGUGUGACUCCUGAAGGCAGGGUUCUCCGCUCAAGCUCACGAGUCGUAACAUCUGGUGGUCAUAGCAGUACAUCUGUAGUCAACCCUGAAGUUGGCCCCGAAGCCUACAACAUCCGCUGGAAUUUACGCCCUCGGGCCACUCCACGAGUUCCUGCUCCUCACAGCUACACCCCAGGGUCCAGUUCUGAUAGAGGCAGCCAUGAAACACAGUGCAGAAGCAGACACAUUGCAUCCAGUCUCGGCCCUGACGACCAACGAAGCCUUACAAUAAAGAUGGAUCUGAACCUGGAGCCGGAGCCCGAAUCAGAAUCAGAGCCAGAGCCAGAAUCGGAGUUGGAAUCGGAGCCAGAAUCAGAAUCAGAGCCAGAAUCACAGCCAGAAUCAGAGCUGGAGGGAGAGGCAGAGCCAGAACCUGGCCCUAGCAGCCAGCCACAAGCAAGCCUUUCCACCUUUAGGCAUGCAGUUCCAAGGAGAUCCUUGCUAGCAACCAGAGGCUCUCCUCCAAGGCGCCCAGUCCGUAUGCGGGCUUCUUCCCCUUCUCCUCCUGGUAGGCACUAUCCUUUCCCUGGGCAGUAUAAUGAAGGUGCCAGUUCUUCCUCCUCAUCCUCCAACGAGGAUGUCUCCUGUGUUUCAGGUCCCCCUUCUUUCCUUAAUAAGACACCAGAACGGGGCUCCCCAUCUUCAUUAGGUGACUUAAGCUCUGACUCUGGUCCUAGUCCUGGUGCCCUUUGGCGUGCCUUGAUACCUGACCUGGAUAACCUUGAUUCUUCCUCUUCUGGAGAGUCAGAGGAAGAAAUAGAGAUUGCCCCUCACCCUCCUGCAUAG